This is a messenger RNA of Rhopalosiphum maidis (corn leaf aphid), 2423 nucleotides long. RefSeq names its product tetratricopeptide repeat protein 30A (gene Ttc30). NCBI's taxonomy places the organism in Eukaryota, Metazoa, Arthropoda, Insecta, Hemiptera, Aphididae. Gene Ontology annotation, molecular function: intraciliary transport particle B binding; protein binding. The coding region runs from base 247 to 2256 and encodes 669 amino acids. Gene Ontology annotation, biological process: intraciliary transport. Gene Ontology annotation, cellular component: axonemal microtubule; intraciliary transport particle B. The record is from RefSeq and is a predicted model, not a curated record. The transcript is spliced from 13 exons.
UUAGAAUACAUAAACAAUUUUUUAUUUUCAUAUUCUGUGUUGAACAAGACUGCGAAAGGGAAUAUUCUUAUUUUUAAAUUAUUGUUAACUUAUUAAGUGAUAACAUAACAAACCCUAAAAAUUGUAUUUAUUAUACCAUUGUUAUGACGUAGUAUCCAUAGCAACUUACUAUGUUACCAUGUACAUUUGUGAUGACCAAUUCCCCCAUAAUGUUUUACUAUAUUAUGUAAGGUUCAUGUACUUUGAAUGUUAUGUUUGGAUUUUUAUUGUUUUACUAUUGUAUUGUUGAUUAUUUUCUAUAAAAAUUUAGUUAAAAUGUCAAAAAUUGCUGAUGGUAACUACACUGCGGUUAUUUACACAUUGAUCAAAGAAAAACAAUAUAAUGAUGUUAUUGAAAUCAUUAAUAACAUGUCAGAUAACAAUAGAAAUACAAGGCCUGGCUUAUCUUUAUUAGCCUACUGCUACUAUUAUACAGAUGACUUUCAAAAUGCAUCAACAAUAUAUGAACAACUGGCCGUACUGUGGCCACAGGAAGUAGAUUAUCAGUUACAACAUGCUCAAUCACUUUAUUCUGCUGGACGAUAUGAAGAUGCUUUAAGAGCAGCAAAUGGAAUUACUACGAGUGGUUAUGAAAACAAAGUUCGAAAACUAACAGCCGCAAUUAGAUAUGGCAUGGAAGACAUAGCAGGUGCACGGUCUUUGUUGGAAACCAAUUCUGGUCUUAAUGAUGAUCCGGACACAGACAUAAACUAUGGAUGCCUACUCUACAAGGAAAGUCGGUAUGAAGAAGCAUUACAGAAAUUUUUAAACGCACAAACAAUGCUUGGUUACAGACCCCAUUUGUCAUACAGUGUUGCAUUAUGCUAUUAUAAACUAAAGGAUUUCACCUCGUCACUGAAACACAUAGGUGAUAUUAUUGAUAGAGGCAUAAGAGAACACCCUGAAUUAGGGAUUGGCAUGACAACUGAAGGAAUUGAAGUUCGUAGUGUCGGUAACACUCUGACGCUUCAUGAAUCAGCCCUGGUUGAAGCAUUCAAUUUGAAAGCUGCAAUCCAGUUUGAAAAGAAUGACAUUGAUAGUGCUAGGGAAGCUAUGACCGAUAUGCCACCAAGAUGGGAAGAAGAACUGGACUCUGUCACAUUGCACAACCAGGCAUUGUGUUCGGUGGAUAUGUCACCCACACAAGGAUUCCAUAAAUUACAAUUUCUCAUGCAGCAGUCAACUUAUCCACAAGAAACGUUACAAAAUCUUUUAAUUUUAUACUGUAAACACGGAUACCAUGAUUUGGCUUCUGAUGUUAUAUCAACAUACUCGCCAGUCAAGGACAAAUAUCUAUCUAAUUAUAUACGAGAAUUUGUGGAUGCUGUUAUUGCACAACAAACUUCACCUGAUGAAGCAUAUCGUAAACUUGACAAUAUGGCAAAUAAAUUAGCUGAUUCUUUGCGUAAAGCCACACGAUCAGUACAAGAGUCGAGGGAAGCCAGAGACGACAAAAGAGCUAAGAGUGCUUUACUUGAUUAUGAAAACACUCUUGAAAAAUUUAUACCGGUCACAAUGGCCCAAGCAAAAAUCUAUUGGGAUCUAGAAAACUAUGCUCAAGCAGAAACCAUAUUUUAUAAGUCUGUUGAAUUCUGUAAUGAAAAUGAUACAUGGCGAUUACACGUAGCACAUGUUUUAUUUAUGCAAGAAAAAUUCAAAGAAGCUAUUGCAUUUUAUGAACCAAUUGUAAAAAAAAAUUACAAUAAUAUUCUUUCAGUGAGUGCCAUCGUAUUGGCCAACCUUUGUGUGUCUCAUAUAAUGACUGCACAGAAUGAAGAAGCUGAAGAGUUAAUGAGAAAAAUUGAAAAGGAAGAAGAGCGACUAUAUUAUCAAGAGCCCGAAAAAAAAGUUUUUCAUCUUUGUAUAGUUAAUCUAGUUAUUGGAACAUUGUACUGUUCAAAAGGAAAUUAUGAAUUUGGGAUUUCAAGAGUUAUUAAAAGUUUAGAACCUUAUAAUAAAAAACUGGGAAUGGACACAUGGUUUUAUGCUAAACGAUGUAUGUUGUCGUUGAUUGAAAAUAUGACAAAACACAUAAUCGUUAUGAGAGAUUCGUUUUACAAUGAAUGCUUAGUGUUUCUAAACCAAUGUGAAUUUCAUGGCAAAGAAGUGGCGACAAUGCCUGAAGAAGAGGAAUCGACUGGCAAAAAAGAGUUGAAUAAUGUGACCUGUGAAGCAAGGCUUUUGAAAUCUCUUAUACUUCGUCAGUUAGAGUACUAAGACCUAACGGCAUAAUAAUAUAAUUAAUAUUAAUUUUAUGUAAUUAUGUCUAUCGAUACAAAAUCAUACACUUAGUCAUUGGUCAUAUUAAUUUUAAAUAUAAUAAUAUGUACAUUUAGUUAUAAUAAUCUUUAGCUCUUAUCUAUAAUCAGUGAUAUAUAAUAUAA